Messenger RNA from Ichthyophthirius multifiliis, 1803 nucleotides. RefSeq lists its product as hypothetical. The record is from RefSeq and is a predicted model, not a curated record. Gene Ontology annotation, cellular component: cytoplasmic dynein complex. The transcript has 7 exons. Gene Ontology annotation, molecular function: dynein light chain binding; dynein heavy chain binding. Gene Ontology annotation, biological process: transport along microtubule. NCBI's taxonomy places the organism in Eukaryota, Ciliophora, Oligohymenophorea, Hymenostomatida.
AUGUCUGAAAAAGAAGAACUUGAAAAGAAACUAAGAGAAUUAAAAUAAAGGAGAUAAGCACGUACACAUAGAUCUAAUAUUGAAGAAACUGUAGAAAAUUUAGUCCGUUAAAAAGAAGCAAAAAGUAUUAUUCCAGAAGAAGAAUAAAAAACAGAAAUUAAAAAUACAUCUCCAAUAAAAUAAUAAUAAUAAAAUUAAUAAAAAUAAUGUGAAUAAUAGCAAGCUAACAUUUAGCCUUAAAAAAUAAGAAAUAUGGAAUUUGUCUAAUUUGUUGGAGAAAUAAAUAUUGUUUCAAAAGAGAAAUAAACCUAUGAAGUAAAAAUUCAGUGUAAUUUAGAUUAGGAAAAAUAAUUUCAUAAUUAACCUGAUUAUGUAGAAGAAAAAGAGAAAACUUAAAGUAUGAAAGUUUAAACAAGCAAUACUUAAAAAUAAGAACAAUAAGAAAUAAUUAAAAGUCCGACUUAAAUAAUUGGCAAUAAAUAAUAAAUAUUUACUUAACCUGAAAAAGUAACUCUUUCUCAAGAAGAUAUAAGCCAUAUAACAAAAUCCAAAAAUUUUUUAGAUUUUUUCCAUAGAAGUUCAAAGCUAGUUGAAAAAGUGUUAGAAAAAGAUUAAAUAGAUAUAUGCGCUUUAGAAGAUAUAAUAGGAUAAUAAGUUCAUAAUGAAUAAAAUGUCACAAAAUCAUACUUAACACACUAUUUGAAACUAAAGGAUACAUAAUAUAGCUAAAAUAGAGUUAUAACAAGUUUAGAGUGGUCUCCAAACAGGAAUGAUUUGCUCCUUGCCUCAUAUUCUUAAAACGAAUAAGGAAACAUAAAUGACCCUGUAGGAUUAGUAGCUUUAUGGUCAUUAGGCUUAAAAUCUAGACCUGAAUUUUAUUGCUUUUGUUAAUCUUAAGUUACAGUAGCAAAGUUUUAUCCUUAUCAAGAGAAUUUGAUUUUAGGAGGACUAUAUAAUGGAUAAAUUGUAUUAUGGGAUUUAAGAGCAAAAACUUUACCUGUAUCAAGAACAUCUUUUACAGUAGGGCAUUCUUAUCCUAUUUAUUCCUUAGAUGUUGUAGGCUCUUUAAAUGCUCAUAAUAUAGUUUCAGUUUCAAAUGAUGGAAAAUUAUGUACUUGGAAUUUAAGUAUGGGUACUAUGUUACAAAAAACAGUUGAUUAAUAACUUCAAAAUGCUCAAAAUAGUACUAAAUAAAAGCAAGAUAUUAAUGUGACUUGCAUGCAAUUUCCUUAAGGAGAUACAAAUAAUUUUUAUAUAGGAGCUGAAGAUGGUUAAAUAUAUAGAUCUUAAUUGCAUUAAAAAUAAAAUAAUUCAAGUCAAAAUAUUGUUUCUUAAUGCCAAGCACAUGAUGCUAUGAUUUCUUCUUUAAGUAUUAGUAAUGAUCCUAAUGGAGUUCAUUAAUUGUCUGGAUUAGUUCUCACUAGCUCUUUUGAUUGGACUGUAAAACUAUGGAAUCCUAAACAGGGUGGUGAAUUUAAACAUAUAUAAACUUUUGAUUACUCAGAAGAUUAUGUUUUUGAUGUAUAAUGGAAUACUGUUAAUCCAACUAUAUUUGCUUCUGUUGAUGGCGAAGGCUAUUUAGAUAUAUUUGAUUUAAGUGAAGAUAUUGAAAAUCCUUAAUAUCACGAAUAGGAAGGUAUAUUAUUUAUUUAAAUUUAAUAAAAGUAUAUUUAUUUAAAAGAUAAAUAUGCAUUAAAUAAAUGCAAAUGGAGUAAUGAUGGGUUAAAAAUAGCUACAGGAGAUUCUAGAGGAACAAUCAAUAUUUAUAAUUUAGACAAAAAGAAAAAUGAAACAAAAAAAUGA